ACUUCACAUUACUUCCGACAAAGAUGACUUCACUGGAAGAGAUAAAGCUGGAUGUCCCAGCAGACUCUAAUGUUGUUGAAGAUGUUGUUCUGGAAUCUGAAGUUGAGACCAACACAAGUAUUGCUGUCGACUCGAAUGCUGAGCAGUGUCUUGAUUGUUCUGAGUCCGACGCAGACGAAACGACAGACACAACUUCUCAAACAACGCCUUUGUCAGAUGGUGCAAGAAAUAUUGAACAUGGAAAGAGUACCUGGAAAACAUUUUGUGAUAAUUUUCCCAAUUUAAACCGAGGACAAUGGUAUAUGCACCACAGUUUCAACACAUACUGGAAGCACUACGAACAGGCGAUGUCUUGGUACAAGAAGCAUUUGGUCGUGUCCAAAAGGCUUCAGAGACGAUACGGCUCUCAGCCACCACCACAACCAGUUCCACUGGGUCAGCCCUGCAUACCACCAUACCAGCCAUACCCGGUGUGCUCACAGUAUCCUGGUUACCCAGAUAACCAACAGCAGUAUUAUUUAUACUCUAACAGUCCAAGGAAAGCUAGCAAGCAGGGUAAGCCUAAACGAAAGAGAAGUCGAGCUAGAAGGAAGAAGAAUUCCAAAGUGGCCAGUUUAGAUGCCAUUCGGAAUGAUGAUGAGCUUGUAGACAGUUGUGAGACCUCUUCAUUUACCAAAGUGACUGAGACAGCCGAAAGUAACAUGGACUUUGAGAUCACAGAUGAGAUGCUCGAUUUUUUCGCACAUUCACAAAAACACAAAAAGGAAAGAGAGGCACAGAAAAAACUGGAAGCUGAAUCGCUACCAGAGAAGAUGCGUGUGAACAUUGAAGAAGUUAAGGGUCAGGAGGCAGAAAGGACGGUAGAAGCUCCAAAAGAACAACCAGGGUCACGGCGGGCGGCAGAAAUAAAGGAGCUGUAUGGUAAAGGUGCCGCAAUGAUUCAUGGGAUGGAGACCGCACUGCAGAUGACCUACGACAGAAACAUGGACAUCAAACGACCAAAGUUCUGGCCAAAUAUGCCUUUUAGAGUUCAGUUUGCAUGAAUGGUUGCCAAAUUUUACUAUGUAAAGGCAAAACAAAGUGAACUCGAUGAAAAUUAAACACUGCAUAUGGUUUACAUGUCUAGUAGAAACAUAUGGUGAUCAAAAGGACAAAACUGGCUAGAUGUGCAUUUUAGAGUUCACUUUACACAAAUUGUUGCCCAAUGUUAUCAUUAUGUUUUGAAGCUGAAAUAACACCAGUGAACCUGUUGAAUAACAAUGAACAACAUCUGAAAUUGAGCAAUGCAAAUUGUUAUCAAAGGGACACAACUCAUGACAAAUAUUUUUUUUUGGUGUUGACUUUGCAGGAAUUGAUGUCCAGCUAGAUGUCCAGUGAAAUGAUUUUGGAAAGUAAGACCAUAUGUAAAAUUAGUGUGAAUGAAUCUGUUUGAACAGCCUGGACAUUUGGAAGUUAGCUCAUGUCCCAAGCACAUACCUGUAUUGCAUUAAACAUGUUAUAUAUCAAAACUAACAAUCCAUCUGUUUUAAAUAUUUGAAAAUGAUUUGCGAAUCAGCCUUGGUAAGACAUUCAUCUAAAAAUAUGUCACAUACUGCUACAGAAAACCUUCUUUUUUGUUCGAUUUACAUGUAUAUAAUUAUACAUAAUUAUAUUUUGUAAUUUGUAUAAAAUAAUAAUACAUUUUUUUUUAAUGAAAAUCUUUUGAUUAAAUGAUGAUAAUACUG
Gigantopelta aegis is the source of this 1724-nucleotide messenger RNA. Its product is annotated as gem-associated protein 8-like. Gene Ontology annotation, cellular component: SMN complex. Lineage: Eukaryota; Metazoa; Mollusca; Gastropoda; Neomphalida; Peltospiridae. The transcript has 4 exons. Gene Ontology annotation, biological process: spliceosomal snRNP assembly. The record is from RefSeq and is a predicted model, not a curated record. Bases 24 to 1043 code for a protein of 339 amino acids.